AUGGCGACCACUAUCCGCAACAGCCUGAUCGAUCAAGAAAACCAAGGGAAAUUAUGCGUAGCAUUUAGCAUCAAAUUCAUUACAUCUCCUGAGGUGGUAUAUAUCGCUCGGAACGCUGGCUUCAACGCCCUAUUCAUCGAUCUCGAACACUCCAGUCUAUCGUUACAAGUCACGAGUCAGCUCUGCGUGGCGGCACUGAACAUCAAUGUUACCCCCUUCGUUCGGGUACCAGGACGUGUUGAAGCAGGGUUUAUCCAGCGAGUCCUGGACAACGGCGCCCAAGGCGUCAUAUUUCCUCAUGUGGACACUGAAGAGCAAGCCCAGGCUGCCGUUAAAGCAUGCAAGUAUCCGCCCCUAGGCAAGAGAUCGGUGUCUGGAAUGCUUCCACAUAUGGGAUUCAAAGGUACCCCUAUCGCUCGGGUCCUGGAGGUGGGGAACGUGGGCAUGUCCACCGUGAUUGUCAUGAUCGAAGGACCCGAAGCGGUGUCGAAUGUCGAAGCCAUCGCAGCGGUUGAAGGCGUGGAUGUUGUUCUAGUUGGGACGAACGAUUUAUCUAUCGAGCUUGGUCAUCCGGGCGAAUUCGAGCAUCCAUCUUUUUCUGAGAGCAUGGAAAAGAUUGGUGCGGCGGUCAAGAAGCACAAGAAGAUCCUGGGUGUUGCAGGGAUCUACGAUCGACCGGACCUCAUGCGCAAGUUUGUUCAUGUGUACGGUGCUCGAUUCGUGAUCGGUCAUGGUGAUCUACCACUUUUGGCAAAAGCCUCGGCAGGUGUGAUGGCAGAGAUGCGAGCCGUUGAGUCGACUUAA
Messenger RNA from Exophiala aquamarina CBS 119918, 804 nucleotides. RefSeq lists its product as uncharacterized. NCBI's taxonomy places the organism in Eukaryota, Fungi, Ascomycota, Eurotiomycetes, Chaetothyriales, Herpotrichiellaceae. Gene Ontology annotation, cellular component: cytoplasm. The record is from RefSeq and is a predicted model, not a curated record. Bases 1 to 804 code for a protein of 267 amino acids. The transcript is spliced from 3 exons. Gene Ontology annotation, molecular function: aldehyde-lyase activity.